AUAUAUAUAUAUAUAUAUUAAAAUAAAAUGAUUAUCAUGGUUACAAUGAUAAUAUAAUGGUUAAAAUGAUCUUCUAAUUCAUAUAUCAUAAAUAAGAAUAAAUUAAACUUUAAUAAAAAGAAAUACAAAAAUUUUAUAAAGAAAAAGAAGAAAAGAGAAAAAGAAGAAAAAAGAAAAAGAAGAAAAAAAGAAAAGAAGAAAAAGAAGAAAAGAACCUUUCCAUAAACUCUUUCAUAUCAAAUAGAAUGAUACAUCAUCAUAAUUAUCAAUUUAUUCGAAUUAUUAUUGGAUGUAUUGGUAUAUUAACAAUAAUAUCACAUAUUAUUUCAGCAUUUUUAUGGAUUAGUUAUAUUCUAGGUUGGAGAAUAAAUCGUAAAUUAAAAUAUAUACAACAAAAACAAGAAAUUAAUCAUCAUAUAUCUAUUAUAUCUAAUAGAAAUAAUAUAAAUUUAAGGCAGCAACAACAACAACGACAACAAGAAGGACAACAGCAGGAACAACAAGAACAAGGACAACAACCACCACUACCACAACAACAACAGCAACAACAAAGACAAUCCGCUAAACUUUAUAAACAUAAUUUAACAUGGCCUAUAUGUACAUUAAGAAUAUCAACACAAAUAAUUAUAUUUUCUAUGAUAAUUAUUAAUAUUAUAGGUUUUAUUGAUUUAAUAAGAUUAAUCUAUUUAUCAAUAACUGGUAAUGAUUUACGUUUAUUAACAAAUGAUUGGUUAUGUAGAAUACAAAUAUUUAUAUCAUUUAUAAGUUGUGAUAUAUCUGAAUGGCAUUUUGUUAUAUUAUGUAUAGAACGUUGUUAUAUUAUAUUAUAUCCAAGAAAAUAUUAUAGUAUUAAUAAUACAUUAAUUAAACCAGCAUUAAUAAUGAUUAUUAUAAUAUAUAUAAUAUGUAUAUUAGCUAAUUUAUUUUUAUUUAUAUCUAAUGAAUCAAUAUGUUUUAUUAAAUUUCGUAAUUAUUCAGUAAAUAUAAUAAAAUUUACAAUUACAUUAAUUAUACCUGUAUUACUUAUAACUAUAUCAACAAUUAUAAUAAUUAUUGUAUUAAUUAAAUGGAAAUUAAAAAAUAUGAAAUAUCGUAUAAAAUUAUUAUCAUAUUAUAAUACUACUCAUAAUACUACUAAUGAUAAUAAUACUACUAAUAAUAGUAAUAAUAAUAAUUCAAUAAAAAUCAAUAAAAGGAUAAUUCGAUCAUUCACAUAUAUUACUUCAUCAACAAGAAAUCAAUUAUCAUUUAAUCAUAUAAAUCAAUACAAUAAUAAUAAUAAUAAUAAUAAUAAUAAUAAACAAUUAAAAAUCAAUAAAUUAAUAAAUUAUAAUAAUUAUAAUCAUCAUAAAAAAUCAAUUAAAAUUAUAGUAGCUAAAAUGAUGUUAAUAUGUGCUAUAUUAUAUUUAUUAAGUUUAUUAUCAUUAUUUAUAUUUGGUUUAAUAUAUGAUGAUUAUUGUUGUUUUUUUAUAGCUAAAAAUAAUAAUAAUUGGAAUGAUAAUUUAUUUAAUUUAAUAUCAAUAUUAUAUUGGUUAAUACAAUCAAUUACUAGUUAUAUAUUAAUGUUAGGUGCUAUAAAUAUUAGAAAUGAUAUACAAAUUAUUAUAUGGUAUAUAUGGUAUAAUAUUUUGAAAAGAAAUAAAUAAAAGAAUAAUAUAAAGAUCAUUAUUAAUAUUAAAACAAUCAAAGUAAAAUUUCAUUAUGUUGCUAUGGCAACCCGAAACCAGUGUAUCUUGUUAACCAUCUUCACCCUUUCAUCUUAUUGUUGACAUAUUUUUGAUUAUUAAUACAUAAUAUAAAGAAUAGAUUAAUAAAUAAAUGUCAUAAUCUAUAAUUUUUUAUUGAUUUUUUUCGUAUUUGUUUUCAUUUUCUCAUUUUUUUGUUUGUUUGUUUUUUUU
Molecule: messenger RNA, 1898 nt
Organism: Schistosoma rodhaini
Lineage: Eukaryota; Metazoa; Platyhelminthes; Trematoda; Strigeidida; Schistosomatidae
Source: the annotation of a GenBank genome assembly